AUGAGCGAGUCAUCAUUCUACAAAGUGCUGGGCGUGUCAGCCACCUGUAGCGCCGACGACGUCCGUCGCGCGUAUCAUCAAGCAGCGCGUAAAUAUCAUCCCGACAAGAAAUUGAACGAUCUCAAUGCGAUUAACAGCGCCGGCAGCGUGUACAAAGAGUUUUUUUUGCAGGUGCAAGAAGCAUACGAGACAUUACAUGAUUCGGUUCUUAGACAGCAAUACGACACCAAGCUACAUAAUGAACUAAUGCGCAAGAGGAUAUGUGAAAAAGUGGUCGUUUCAGAUGAGAUGUUAUAUAGUGAUAUGCAACGGGCAGCUUUGCAUGGUGAGAACGGCGACGAGAACGAGGUAAUGUAUAGUCACCGGUGCCGCUGCGGAGAAUUUUACGAGAUAACAGAAAGUGAAUUGCAUGAUGGCGUGGAUGUCGUGGCGUGCACUGGUUGCUCCUUACAUAUUCGUGUCUUGUAUGGCAGAUCACAGUAG
Molecule: messenger RNA, 483 nt
Organism: Plasmopara halstedii
Lineage: Eukaryota; Oomycota; Peronosporomycetes; Peronosporales; Peronosporaceae
Product: Molecular chaperone (DnaJ superfamily)
Exons: 1
Coding region: 1-483 (160 amino acids)
Biological process (GO): positive regulation of ATP-dependent activity
Molecular function (GO): ferrous iron binding; ATPase activator activity
Source: RefSeq, a predicted model, not a curated record